AUGCCUCUCCUCGAACUCCCAGACGACGUUCUACCCAUCAUCCUAGCCUACCUGGAUCCAAAGGACUACCUCGCCUUUUGCCGCGCCUCCAAAGCGGUAUACUCGAAAUAUCGACAAGAUCCCGUGUAUUGGAGACAUGAGACCUCGAAUACAUUCCGUCUCCCAAUCAGCCCCCUUCUCGCGGCUGACGGUCCUCGCUGGUACUGGCUAUACAAGCGACUCAAGACCCAAACUCGACUUUAUACCUGGGGUCAAGGACUGAGAGGGAGCUUGGGGCCUGGAAGAGCUCUCUCGGUGCCUCGCCGACCGCCGACUCAUUUUACACCUCAUCCUCCCCAAAGGGUCCUCCCUCGCGUCCCUGCACACACUCACAUGAUACGCCCGUAUCCUGGCAGGGUUCCUUUCCAACGAACCUCUUCCAGCUGGCCUACAGAAGCUCACAUCCCAGACGAGGUAGGCGUGAUUGCUGAUCUCCAAUGCGGAGGCUGGUCCACUACCAUUUUAUCCUCUGAUGGCAAGCUGUACACCACCGGUUCAAUAGAUUCUAUGAACGGCAGACUGGUAGGCGAAUCUUCCGACCAUUUUCGGCAACUCCAGUAUCUAACUCAGAGCACUUCCGCCAUCCGCCACUUUUCUUCAGGCCGUCGUCAUGUUCUGGCACUUACUGAUGCAGGGAAAAUUGUCUCCUGGGACAGAAUCAAUGCAAAAGGUCUCAUGGUCUUCUCGAGAAAUGGGACGGAUUUCGGCGGGAGACCCGUUAGAGUUGCUGCAGGCUGGGGAGAGAGCUCUGCCUAUGUUCCCGAUAUAGGUAUCGUCUAUUGGAUUCCACUUCAAAAUGACCAGUUAGACGAAAUGCUGGAUGGAAAAGAAGUCAAAGAGAAAGUUGUUCCAGGAACCGCCAGGCGAAGAACCGAGACUGGACACGUUGAAGUCCUCAAGCACGUCCUUCUCGAAGAUUAUGUCGUAUGGAUAACGAACGAGUCCAAGGUUUACGCAUGUGCUCUUCAGGUCGACGACCCCGACCAGCCCGCUCCAACUCACUCUCCGUUCGAACUCCCGGGUUUCGACGCACCAGGCCGAGAGUUGAAGGAUAUUCAAGGCCAGUUUCACAGAUUUGGCGUUUUCACAGCAACCGGCGAAGUACUUGCUGGUGAUAUGGGCUACAUCAGACGCUGUGCUGAAGCCGUCCGGAGUCAGCCUGACUUACUAUCAUCAAAUGAUUGGUCUACCAUGACCACCUUGCUUGCCUCCAGACCUCAGGAUGUGCCUGCCAUGCAGCACACAGGCGUUAUAGCACUUGCAUAUGGUGACUACCACUACCACGCCCUGCACGCAGACGGCAAAAUCACUUCAUAUGGUACGGACUCCCAAUGCUGUGGAUCCUUAGGUCUUUCCGGGCCGGCGAAUGGUGGCCGUUUCCGUGGCCUGCGUCGAGAGAGACCUGGACUCCAGAUUGAUGCUCAGCUACUUCCUAUCGCUAAUAUCCGCGGCCGUCAAAUUUGGUUUGAACCUGAACGGAAAGAUUGGCUGCAAUGGAUGGAAGACCAGCUAGGUCAAGCACAUCUCACUGUCAACGGCCAGGCAGCCCGGCAUAUCUGGGAAACUGAUGCAGUCAAGCAAGCUGCAUUCAGUGAGUGGGUCGAGCAGGAAGGAAAGCAUUGGAAAGAAGGGCCUGCGAGCAAUGGAACCACGGAGUCGCAUACCAAGACAGCAGAGAAUCAGACUACAGAGGACUACGCAAAUCUGGGAUCCUACUUUCCGAUUGCCAUCGCGGCUGCUGGCUGGCACAGCGGGGCUUUGGUGCUUAUUGACGAAGAUAAAGCGCACGAAGUGCGCAGCAAAUGGGUUUUGCAGAGGCAAGAAAGCGACGAAGACAAGACGCGCUUGAUGCCAGGUGCGUUCGAGAGCCUGGAUCUUGAUGAGGUGUAUGUAUGGAAGAGAGAUGGGUUUCCCAAAGUGCAGUUACCCAAUGGGUUCGAAAUGCCAGGGGAAGGGCCGCUGAGACCUUGGAGAGACGGAAGGCCGACUAUGCGAGAGCUGGGCCUUGAAUGA
Molecule: messenger RNA, 2052 nt
Organism: Fonsecaea multimorphosa CBS 102226
Lineage: Eukaryota; Fungi; Ascomycota; Eurotiomycetes; Chaetothyriales; Herpotrichiellaceae
Exons: 1
Coding region: 1-2052 (683 amino acids)
Cellular component (GO): cytoplasm
Molecular function (GO): protein binding; guanyl-nucleotide exchange factor activity
Source: RefSeq, a predicted model, not a curated record